Messenger RNA from Prunus persica (peach), 1026 nucleotides. RefSeq names its product late embryogenesis abundant protein B19.3. The coding region runs from base 84 to 752 and encodes 222 amino acids. Gene Ontology annotation, cellular component: cytosol. The transcript has 4 exons. Lineage: Eukaryota; Viridiplantae; Streptophyta; Magnoliopsida; Rosales; Rosaceae. Gene Ontology annotation, biological process: response to abscisic acid. The record is from RefSeq and is a predicted model, not a curated record.
AGAAAAGGAGAUUUCAGUUAACUUGACGUACUUUGAGUUUGUAGAGUUUGUGAAAAGGAAGAAGAGUUUUUAGUUGAAAAGAGAUGGCAUCAGAAAAAAUGGAUCCACAGAAAAGAAGGGAGCUGGACGAGAAGGCAAGAAAGGGAGAGGUUGUCAUCCCUGGUGGAACAGGUGGCAAGAGCCUUGAGGCUCAAGAGCACCUUGCUGAAGGAAGGAGCCGUGGAGGGCAGACAAGGAAGAAUGAGAUAGGGCAUGAGGGGUACCAUGAGAUGGGGAAGAAGGGUGGACUGAGCACAACUGACAAGUCCGGAGGAGAGCGUGCUGCGGAGGAAGGAAUCCCACUUGACGAGUCCAAGUACAAAACGAACGGUCGUUCUAAUGAUUCAAAGGAGAUGGCAUCAGAGCAGGAAAGAAGUGACCCAAGCAGAAGAAAAGAACUAGACGAGAAGGCAAGGCAGGGAGAGGUUGUUGUCCCUGGUGGAACUGGUGGCAAGAGCCUCGAGGCUCAAGAGCACCUUGCUGAAGGGCGGAGCCGCGGAGGGCAGACAAGGAGGGAGCAGGUGGGUCAUGAAGGGUACCGGGAGUUGGGCCACCGCGGCGGCGAGACUAGGAAGGAGCAGAUAGGCCAUGAAGGGUACCGUGAGAUGGGGAAAAAAGGAGGGCUCAGCACCAAGGACAAGUCUGGAGGAGAGCGUGCUGCUGAGGAAGGCAUCCCCAUUGAUGAGUCCAAGUACAAAACCAAGAGCCGCUAACAUGAUCAUUAUUAACUUUCCAAGCUCAAGGCCUCUCACUUUGGUCUUUUCGCUUCAAGUGUUUUUGCUCCAACUAGAGUUGUAGGAUGGUUCCUAGUUGGUUGUAGUUUUCUUACUUGUUGCCCAAGUAUGUUGUCAGUAUUGUCUCUCAACUGCCCGAUGUGUGACCCUUGUGUUUUCUUUUGUAUCUGAAGUUGGGCUUGGAAUUCCCUGUCUUAACUGUAUCACUGUAUCACUGACCAGGUCUCAAUGGUACUUCUAAUUACUAGGGUUC